Molecule: messenger RNA, 1341 nt
Organism: Vicia faba (fava bean)
Lineage: Eukaryota; Viridiplantae; Streptophyta; Magnoliopsida; Fabales; Fabaceae
Source: the annotation of a GenBank genome assembly
AUGAAGAAGGUGAGGAGAAAGAUCGGAAAGUAUGAGGUUGGUCGAACUAUCGGUGAAGGUACAUUCGCGAAGGUUAAGUUUGCGAAACACGGUGAAACAGGGGAAAGUGUGGCGAUUAAAAUCAUGGCUAAAAGUACCAUUCUCAUGCACAGAAUGGUUGAACAGAUUAAAAGAGAGAUAUCCAUUAUGAAGGUUGUCAGGCACCCUAAUAUAGUCAGAUUGCACGAGGUUUUGGCCAGUAAGACCAAGAUCUACAUAAUUCUGGAGUUUGUAAUGGGAGGGGAAUUAUAUGAUCAAAUUGUUCAGCAGGUAAAGCUUUCUGAAAAUGAAUCUAGGCGCUACUUUCAACAACUUAUAGACGCUGUCGCUCACUGUCAUAAAAAGGGCGUGUACCAUAGAGACUUGAAGCCGGAAAACCUUCUUCUCGAUGCUUUCGGAAAUUUGAAGGUUUCUGACUUUGGAUUGAGUGCAUUGACUAAGCAGGGCGAUGACCUUCUUCACACAACAUGCGGGACCCCAAAUUAUGUUGCGCCUGAGGUGCUUAACAAUCAAGGUUAUGAUGGUGCCGCAGCUGAUGUAUGGUCAUGUGGAGUCAUUCUAUAUGUUCUAAUGGCUGGAUAUCUUCCAUUUGAGGAGGCAGACCUUCCGACCUUGUUCAGAAGGAUCAGUGCUGCAGAAUUUGUUUGCCCACUCUGGUUUUCUGCUGGCGCAAAGGCUUUGAUACAUAAAAUUUUGGAUCCCGAUCCUAAAACACGUGUUAAAAUAAAAGAAAUAAUGCAAGAUCCAUGGUUCAAGAAAAACUAUUCUCCUGUCACACUCAGAGAAGACGAGAAAGUGAAUUUGGAUGACGUUCUGGCUGUUUUUAAUGAUAUUGAGGACCGGUAUGUUUCUGAACGGUCACAAAUUAGCGAGGGAGGUCCUUUGAUAAUGAACGCAUUUGAGAUGAUAACCUUAUCACAAGGGUUGAAUCUUUCACCACUAUUUGACAGGCAUCAGGAUUAUGUAAAACGGCAGACUCGUUUUGUUUCACGUAAACCAGCAAAAGAUAUAAUUUCAUCUGUCGAAGCUGUUGCAGUGUCAAUGGGUCUUAAGAUCCAUUGUCGCAAUUACAAGAUGAGAAUUGAAAGAGUUUCUUCAAAUAAGGUUGGGCAAUUUGCAGUGGUUUUGGAGGUGUUUGAAGUUGCACCCUCCCUUUUCAUGGUAGAUGUUCGAAAGGCAGCUGGGGAUACUCUAGAGUAUCACAAGUUUUACAAGAACCUUUGUGCGAAACUAGAAAGCAUUAUUUGGAGACCGGGUGAGACUAGCCCAGCUUCUGGUUUGCUUCGACAAAUGACAUUCUGA